GUGCAGGGUGUACUGAUAGGCUCUGAUAGUCGGUUAGUCAGUAAGCGGCCAGCCGUCGCGGAGGCUGCACGUGCGCCAUGGCCUCGCUGACGCUCUUGUGCGCCCUCCUCGCGUUCGCAGGUUGCAGCGCAGCCGUAGACAGAAGCAUACGGAAAUUAAGAGGCAAAGUAGAGUUGCCAGCUGGCUGUCUGUACGACGGUCGGUGGCACAGUGACGGCAGUGCGGUGGGCACGCGCGAAGCCUGCCUCGCGUGCGCGUGCGCCCGCGGCGCGCUGUCCUGCCGGCGGCGCGCCUGCGCCCCCCUGCCCGAGCCGCCGCCGCACUGCCAAGUGUUGCAGCGGAGGGGAGAGUGCUGCCCGCAGAUACAGUGCCCGGAUGGAGUGAAUUUUAUGAAUGGACAAGCUCAAUUAGAAGAAACUGAAGUCGCUGAAAACUUUGUCGGACUUGCCCUUCCCGCUUGUGUGGAAGGCGGCACAGUGUAUGCAGCUGGGUCGGCUAUGAGCUCUUCUAUAGCAUGCGAGCAGUGCUUCUGCUUGGGGGGUGCGCGGCGCUGCGUGCGGCCGCAGUGCCUGCCUCCCCCGCCGGGCUGCCAGCCGCGCCCUGCGCCCGGCGCCUGUUGCCCGCAGCGGUAUUAUUGUGAACAUGACUCUGAUGUCGCCUCAGAAAGAAAUCCAAAUGACUGUCAAACCAGUCAAGGCAAGUGGAUAGGGGAAGGAGAGAGAGUAGCGUCUGGAGACGAUUGCUCGCAAUGCUUCUGCCUGAGGGGCGCGAUCCGGUGUCAGCAUCUAUCUUGUGCUCCGAACCUUCAGGGAUGCAAGCCGCUCGUACAAGCGGGCCAAUGCUGUCCUCACCAGUACCAAUGUAAUCACACAAGACCAGAAGUGAAACCUGUAUUAGGUAUCAUCCAUAACUUGUUUACUCAUCCAGAAAAUUAUUUGGAGCCAUCGCAAAAUGAAGAUCGGUCUUUUCACCCUUCAAAAUCAACUAAACGAGAAACCACUAUCAAAACAAUAAGUACACCCACAGACAAAAGUACAUCUGUCCCCACAAGUAAAAAACAACCCACUACUUCCACUACAGACGUCAAAACUUCGACAACACAAUUAUCUGCAGAGAGUGACAGUACGGUAAUGACAGAAACAACAGUGAAAUUGGACGAUUAUACUAAAGAUUCGACAACAGUGACUGAGCAAAGCACUACUGAAGAAGUUGCUGAUAGCCAGACAACAGAACAGCCUGAGGGCUCGGUAAAAAUAAUGAUAAACGGUACAAUUAAUUGUACAGCUGAAUUAUCUUCUACGUCUCUUUUGUACAACAUUACGAAUAUUAACGAUACUUUGAAAAUGCACAUGGAGACUCAACCACGAAUACCUUUUGUCGACAGCUUAGAUAUAGAAACCCAUACGUUCCCUGCAAACGAAUUGAUAACUGAAAAGAGUUACAAUGAGGACUUCGAUGACAAUGAGAGCUUCGUUAUAAACGUAACAAGUUCAUUAAGAACAAACACAUCGUUCCCUUCUUCUGUGUCUACUUCAACUACGGUUACUCCUAAAACUGUGUCGCCGAUGUUGGCUGAUUCACACAAUAUUACCAAGAAAACAAAAGAAGAAUCUGAUUACGACUAUAAUGAACCAACGCUGCCACCUUCAUUACCUAAUUUGAAAAUAAUUCCCUUUGUAGCCGCCGAUGCUGUUGUUGAUGAUGAUGAUAUUGCUCCAAAAGAAGACUUGUCAUAUCCUGCCCUAGACAGAGAAGACAAAUUCCCUGUUUACUAUCCAAAUAUUGUUACAAAAGAUAUACCAUAUGCAACAAGACGUGAAGAUGUUUAUAAUCCAACACAGUAUCCCGUUUUCCCGAAUAAGGAAGAUUCUCUUUAUCCCUUACCUCAUGAAAUACCUGAAACUUAUGCUGGUCAUGUGGAUGAUUUGGAGAGUCCAAUGGAAUUUACUGUUGGAACUUCAUUUGGGAGCGCGAAGGAAAUUAAAACCGAACCAAAAAUAUCCAUCACGACCGACAAUAUGAAGGUUGAAACACCCGCAGUAAAUUUGUUUUCCCCACCCGUUGAAACCGAAGGUGGUUUUAUUCCCAAAGGACCUGGUAUUAUUGACGAAUAUUAUGCAAUAUAUCCUAGUACACCAUCAGGGCCAGUUAUGCCCCAUUUAACAACAUCAAUGCAACUAGAUGAAAAAGGUCAAUGUAUAUCGAAUGACGGUCAGCAAGUCGCUGAAGGAGAAUCGGUCAUGCAAGCCUGUUCUAUCUGCACAUGUGCAUGGGGAGAACUUCAUUGUUCUCCGCGCCCCUGCAACACGCCCCCAGGAUGCAUACGCCGCCUUGUGACUGCAGGACAGUGCUGUGGUGAACUGGUUUGUGACCGAGCAAAUAAGACAAAAAUAACUUCAACAACAACGUCGACUACAACCGAAGCUAAUAAAAUAACCAACAUAACACUGGAUACAUCUCAAAACAAAGGGGCAUUUAAAAAUAAUACUGAAACCAAACCGCCCAGUAUUAAUACAACUACUAUAAAGAAUAAUGAAAAUACCUCAAGUGAUACCAAUGGAGAAUAUGUUGGAAAAAAUCCGAACAUUAGUUCAACAGUUAUCCCUACGUCAACAGUUGUAAUAACCACAACAGAAAAGCAAACGUCACAACACGAUAUUUCCACAAAGGAUCAAACAAAUCAAAGUUCCCAAUCUCAAGAAUAUGAAGAUGAAGAUGAUGACGAAGGGUUCUCAUUAGGAAACGUCUUAAAGCUGCUCCUCAGCGAAACAUAUGAAACCACUACCACAGUGCCAUUUAAAAAAAUGCCUCCAAACGUUGCCACGAAUCUACCAAAGCGGACAACCACAACUCCAGCACCAACGACCACCCGAAAACCGCCAGUUGUAUCGAAUUUUGUUCCAUCAAAUCAGUACUCAUUUAUUCCUUCGAAAAAAUUGAAUACAGUUGACAGGAUCGAUCACCUGGUUCUCGGCGAAGCGACUGCAAUAAAGAGAACAACCACUCGCCCCACCACACCUAAACCCUUCACACCCACAAGAAAACCAUUCUCGAAACCGACUCCUCGACCAAUAACGACUAAAACUAUUGAAAUAACCAGCAAGGGUCAAUCGGGGCAGGCCGUAGAAGUUUCUAGACCAUCGAAUAUGUUACCAGGAUUAAUACCAGGUCUGCCGAAGCUCGCCGGCUGUAAUAUAUACGGCCGAAUGUACCACGUCGGAAGGAUGAUAGCUGAACUGUCAUCACCAUGUCAGGAAUGCAAAUGUACGGAACUUGGGGUGCAAUGUAGACCAUUAAUGUGUAGUUAAUCGAUAUACAUGAUACAAUAGAUAUUAAUGUCCAUACUUUGAGCUUCAGCUCAGAUUGAAUCUGACAAUGAACGUUUAUAUAUAAGUGAUUGAACAAAACGUUUGUAAACGUACGCAUUAUUUUGGAAGUCAAUAUACCUCGAAGAAUUGCAUUUAUAACAACGCAUAUUGCGCUGUUACUAAUUACAUAAAGCGUUUUUAAUAAUAAUUCUUACGUGUACUCAUUAUGUGACUUAAAAAAUCAAGAAAGAUACAUACAUAUAUUAACUACAAGGCCAUUCUUUUACAUUUAGUCGAAUUUAUAGAAGCGGAAUCAUAAUGCAAAUGAGUUUUUACAAACAUGUAAUACUUUGUCAAUACUUUGUUCGUUAAAAACGCUUCUGUGGUUAGUAUUUAGCAUAUUUAGCCAGUAAGACAUUUUAGUUAGUUAAUUAGAUAAGCAGUGUUUAGCCGAUGGCUUUGAUCUCACUUCUUAAUAAUAUGUAUUUUCAUGCAGACAGUUUUGAUUUGCUUCGAUAAUUCCUCAAACUUUAUUUUUACCAUAGAUUGCAAAUGUAAGAAUGGCAAAUUUAGUAUUGUAUUUCAUUAAAAAAAAAAAAUACAUAUCAUACGCAAAAAUGAUUUACGAGUCUUACAGUUAUGUAUAAAAAUCAAUAAAUUUUAAAAUAUGAAGCAUAAAAUUAUAUGAACUCAGUACCCUAUGAGUACACAAACAAAUUAUUCACGAGUAUUUUUGCAGUGUGAUUAUAAACCAUAGAUCCUUGUUGUUGCCUUGAAACCAUCUGAUAAAAAUAAAACGAUAAAGCUUU
Zerene cesonia (dogface butterfly) is the source of this 4117-nucleotide messenger RNA. Its product is annotated as mucin-5AC-like. The transcript is spliced from 11 exons. Bases 78 to 3308 code for a protein of 1076 amino acids. NCBI's taxonomy places the organism in Eukaryota, Metazoa, Arthropoda, Insecta, Lepidoptera, Pieridae. The record is from RefSeq and is a predicted model, not a curated record. Gene Ontology annotation, molecular function: protein binding.